AGCAUCUACACAACUUUUAAAGUUUUAAUCACAAUGAAUUCGGGCUUAUGGAGUCAAGAAAAAGCAAGUUCAUCCUAUUGGGAAGACGAAUCUUUUACUUGCUGCUCCAGGAAUGCAGUGUCAUAGACAAGCAGACUCAAAAGCUCUUGAAAGUGCCCAAAGGUAGCAUAGGGCAAUUUUUUCAAGACCGUUCUUCUUUGGGACACUCCAGAAAUAUUCCUUGUAAAGGCAAGAAAUUACAGAUUGGAUUAAAGAUUCUGGAACAACCACAUGCAAUCCUGUUUGUGGAUGAGAAGGAUGUUAUAGAAAUAAAUGAAAAAUUAGCUGAGUUGCUUUUGGCCAUUACUAACUGUGAAGAAAGGUACAGUCUGUUUAAAAGCAAGAACAGAUUAACUAAAGGUGUCCAAAUAGAUAUUGGCUCAACCGUUAGAGUACAGCUGAGAUCAGGAGAUGACAAAUUUCCUGGAGUUGUUCGUUUCAGAGGACCCCUGUUGCAAGAAAGGUCUCUAACAGGGAUAUAUUUUGGAGUAGAGCUGCUGGAAGAAGGUCGUGGUCAAGGCUUCACUGAUGGACAGUACCAAGGCAAGCAGCUUUUCAGAUGCGAUGAGGACUGUGGGGUUUUUGUUGCUUUGGACAAACUGGAGCUGGUGGAAGAUGAUGACAAUGAACUGGAAAGUGAUUAUGCAGCUCCAGUUGACACUAUGCAGGUAGAACUUCCUCCUCUGGAGAUCAACUCCAGGGUUUCUCUGAAGAUAGGAGAGAGUAUAGAGUAUGGGACAGUUAUAUUCUGUGAUGUCUUACCGGGAAACGAAAGUUUAGGAUACGUUGUUGGAGUGGACAUGGAUAAUCCUAUCGGAAACUGGGAUGGAAGAUAUAAUGGAAUACAGCUGUGUAGUUUUGCGAGUGUUGAAAGUACACUCCUUCUGCACAUUAAUGAUGUUAUACCAGAAACUAUGUCACAGGACAGGAGGCCUCCCAAGCUUGCCUAUACCUCCAGGGGUGGUGGUGACAAAAGCUUGUUCAAUCAUAGUAAGCCAAAAGCUACAGCAUCUACCUCUGAACCUGGGAAUAGAAACAGAUCUGAAGUCUUCUAUACAUUAAAUGGCUCAUCAGUUGAUUCUCAGCCUCAAAUGAAAACAAAACCUCCAUGGUAUAUUGAUGAAGUUGCUGAAGACCCUACAAAAUCGCUCACGGAUUCUUCUCCGGGAUUUGGGCAUUCCUCACCACCUCUGCAGCCACCUUUAACAAGCUCUGUGUCUACAGAAAACAGAUUUCACUCCCUUCCUUUCAGCUUGACAAAAACCACGAGCCCUAAUGGCACCAUUGGACACAGUCCUCUCUCUCUAUCUGUUCAGUCAGUCAUAGGGGAUGCAAAUACUGCAGUGACCCAGGAGAGUCCGUCAGCAGCAGGUCCCAUCAGCAACUCGCAUGGUCUUGAAGCAGGUUCGCUCGCAGAGGUUAAAGAAAAUCCUCCUUUCUAUGGAGUAAUCCGCUGGAUUGGCCAGCCCCCUGGAGUAAACGAAGUGUUAGCUGGACUGGAGCUGGAAGAUGAAUGUGCAGGUUGUACAGAUGGAACAUUUAAAGGCACGCGAUACUUCACCUGUGCUCCAAAGAAAGCUCUUUUUGUUAAACUCAAAAGCUGCAGGCCGGAUUCCAGGUUUGCCUCCCUGCAGCCAGUUUCCAACCAGAUUGAACGCUGCAACUCUCUAGCCUUUGGAGGAUAUUUAAGUGAAGUGGUAGAAGAAAACACUCCUCCCAAAAUGGAGAAAGAAGGUUUAGAGACAAUGAUUGGAAAAAAGAAGGGUAUCCAGGGUCAUUACAACUCCUGUUACUUAGACUCCACUUUAUUCUGCCUAUUUUCUUUUAGCUCUGUUCUAGACACGGUGUUACUCAGACCUAAAGAAAAAAAUGAUGUGGAGUAUUAUAGUGAGACUCAAGAGCUACUGCGUACAGAGAUUGUGAAUCCUCUUAGAAUAUAUGGAUAUGUAUGCGCUACAAAAAUAAUGAAAUUGAGAAAAAUACUUGAAAAAGUUGAAGCUGCAUCAGGAUUCACUUCAGAAGAAAAAGAUCCAGAAGAAUUUUUGAAUAUUUUAUUUCACCAUAUUCUAAGAGUUGAGCCCCUGUUGAAAAUAAGAUCAGCAGGUCAGAAAGUACAAGACUGUUACUUCUAUCAAAUUUUCAUGGACAAAAAUGAGAAAGUUGGAGUCCCAACAAUUCAGCAGUUACUGGAAUGGUCUUUCAUUAACAGCAACUUGAAGUUUGCCGAGGCACCUUCUUGCCUGAUUAUUCAGAUGCCUCGAUUUGGGAAAGACUUCAAAAUGUUCAACAAAAUUUUUCCCUCUCUGGAAUUAAAUAUAACAGAUUUACUUGAAGAUACUCCUAGGCAGUGCCACAUAUGCGGAGGGCUCGCUAUGUAUGAGUGCAGAGAAUGUUACGAAGAUACUGAUAUUUCUGCUGGAAAAAUCAAGCAGUUCUGCAAAACCUGCAACACCCAAGUUCAUCUUCAUCCCAAGAGACAGAGUCAUAAAUUCAAUCCAUUGUCACUUCCUAAAGAUCUGCCCGACUGGGAUUGGCGACACGGUUGCAUCCCAUACCAGAAGAUGGAGUUGUUUGCUGUGCUCUGCAUAGAAACCAGCCACUACGUCGCAUUUGUGAAAUACGGGCGGGAUGACUCCGCCUGGCUCUUCUUUGACAGCAUGGCUGAUCGGGAUGGAGGUCAGAAUGGUUUUAACAUUCCACAAGUUACUCCAUGCCCAGAAGUUGCUGAAUACCUGAAGAUGUCUCUGGAAGAACUGCAUUCACUGGAUUCCAGGAAGAUUCAAGGCUGUGCACGAAGACUGCUUUGUGAUGCUUAUAUGUGCAUGUAUCAGAGUCCAACCAUGAGUUUAUACAAGUGAACAAUGUUCUCUGGAAAAACCGAAGAAACAGUGCAGAGGUUUCUGCUGUUGUUAUUUGCUGCACUCCUUGGUUA
Tinamus guttatus (white-throated tinamou) is the source of this 2971-nucleotide messenger RNA. RefSeq names its product CYLD lysine 63 deubiquitinase (gene CYLD). The record is from RefSeq and is a predicted model, not a curated record. Gene Ontology annotation, molecular function: cysteine-type deubiquitinase activity. Gene Ontology annotation, biological process: protein deubiquitination. NCBI's taxonomy places the organism in Eukaryota, Metazoa, Chordata, Aves, Tinamiformes, Tinamidae.